UUUGAAAUGUCUAGGGUGAAAUUUAAAUUUGAUGUUAACUGUGGAGUUAUCAUCAUAACGCACAUUCGCUUGCACGGCCCCUGUUUACUCCUGCAUAUGCUGACCACCAUCAGUAAUAAUUCAUCACUUGCACUCCAAUAUAAGCACCUCUAUGAAGGAAUUAUUUUAUAAAUGAGAUAAGCGAAUAAAUAUUAAAUGGGGGGGGGGUCAGCGAUUUUUGCUGCAUAUUGUACUCCGUUAUGAACUUACUGAAGGAGAAUGACUGUUGAAAUUUUAAGGUACAUCCAUUCCAUGCUGAAAAAUAGUUUCAGACAGCCAGCCAAGUUAGUAAUCCCCAGAUGUCAAUCACAUAUCUAAUCUAUAAAGGGGAUUAUAAAUACAAUGACAAAAUUCCAAUGUGUUGCAUAAACUGUAUGUAAUUAAGCUUAACGCAAUCAGUUGAGUGUCUAGCCCGAACAGAAGAGAAACAUAUUUAUAGUUUAAAAAACUAGAAUAAGUUCAUGGAGUAAGAUGAUGGAAUUCUUAAAAUUGUUUAUUAUUUUACUCUUGUUUUUUGACCAAAAGCUUUACGCUGCGGAGUUUGAAUAUGAAAAUUGCCUAGAAAACAAUCCUAUGGUGGAUGAAGAAUUUGACUUUAUUGUGGUUGGUGCGGGCGCAACUGGGUCUGUGGUUGCUAAUCGGCUUUCAGAAAGUGGUACCUAUUCAGUUCUUUUGCUUGAAGCUGGAGGUCCACCCCACUGGUCCACUGAAAUUCCUCGUCGAGCGGAAGAAACUUGUGACCAGUCGCAAUGGGAUUGGAAUUUCUUGUCAACACCUCAAACUAAGGCUGGAUUCGGUUUUCCAAAUAAUAGGAUAAAACUUUACCGAGGGAAGAUGCUUGGGGGCAGUAGUAGUCAUAAUGGAAUGUAUUACAUCCGAGGAAACGCCAAGGAUUUUAACAAGUGGGCAUUACUUGUUGAAGAUGACCGGUAGAAUUUUACAAACGUCCUGCCGUAUCUCAAGAAAAUUGAGACGUAUUACGGUAACUACGACACAAGCUCAGAAUACCGAGGUGAUAGUGGCCCACUGCAAAUCACUGACCAAAACUUCCCCCCACUAAACGACGAGUGGUUAGACGCCGGGGCACAAUUCGGGUAUCCAAUUAACCUGGAUCAAAAUGCGGACCAACUAUCUUCAUUUUUCCCAAGUCAAGUAAAUAUUGACCAGCGUGGUCGUCGCAGCUCAGCAUACGAAGGCUAUAUCGUGCCGGCGCGCGAUCGACCCAAUUUGAAAAUUUUGUGUAACGCGUAUGUCACCAAGUUAAACUUUGCCGACGGGAACGAGGCUGUGAUUGAGGGCGUCACAUUCACCCGACAUUGGGCCGAGGUGACCAUUAAAGCAAGAAAGGAAGUUAUUCUGAGUGCCGGUGCUUAUCAAACUCCGCAACUACUCAUGCUAUCCGGCAUAGGGGACGCUGCUCAUUUGGGAGACGUUGGGAUUACUCCCCGUAUUGACAUUCCUGCCGUUGGGAAAGGUCUCCAGGAUCAUCCGGGCGUUCUCUUCGGUCCAUUUAUUCUAAACACGAGUUACAUUCCGCCAGUCGUAUCUGGUCCUGAGGUAGAAGAGGAAUACGCCCAGAAUGGAACAGGUCCACUUUCAUCCCCCCUAUUUUCUGGGGCGGCUAUCACUUCCACUCAGGGGGACCCCACCUGGCCCAAUGCCCUCUUCCAACUUCUCCCCAGUUUCCGCCCCAACUGGCCAGGAUACGAUUUGGACGAGGAUCCGGCCCUCAUUCCGUACUCGGUAACUCUGGUCAUCAAUCACGCCCUCCCGAAAAGUGAGGGAGCCAUCAGGCUGAAUUCGUCCAACCCGAUCCACCCACCGGAAAUUGGUGUCAAUUACUUUGAUGUAGACGAGGAUUUAACAGAUAUGGUGGACAUGCUAAAAUUUUCGAUAACUUUGCUCGAAGAGAGUGAAAGCUUUGCUAGGUUUGGGACCAAGUUUUGGAGUGGGAAGAUGAAGCAAUGCGCCAUGUUUGAGGAUAGGUCGGACGAAUAUUUCAAGUGCUACUUGAGACACUAUGCGAGGACAGGCCAUCAUCCCUCUUGCACGGCAAGAAUGGGGAAGACCGGGGAUGUGCAAAAUUCCGUGGUGGAUUCUAACCUCAAGGUACACAGAGUACUGGGACUAAGGAUUGCGGACGCUUCAGUUUUUCCGACAAUCACGAAUGCAAAUAUCCACGCGCCAUGUUUCAUGAUUGGAGAAAUGUUAUCGGAUUUUGUUCUUAAAGAGUGGGAAGAAGGGGUGUCACCGAGCGCACGUCCCACCUUCCCAGCCACUUCUACCGUGGCGGCGGAAGGCAGCUCAAAUCAGCUCGCGGUAUUUGCAAAAGUAGCGGCGGCAUUGGUUUAUUUUCCCAUCCUGUCGCAAAGAUUAUAAACUUUUAAAUAGAAAAGUAUGUAUAAUUUAGUUAACGAAUAAUAAAGACAGCAAUGC
Molecule: messenger RNA, 2475 nt
Organism: Folsomia candida
Lineage: Eukaryota; Metazoa; Arthropoda; Collembola; Entomobryomorpha; Isotomidae
Product: oxygen-dependent choline dehydrogenase
Exons: 8
Molecular function (GO): oxidoreductase activity, acting on CH-OH group of donors; flavin adenine dinucleotide binding
Source: RefSeq, a predicted model, not a curated record